AUGGGAUAGAAGUGGUGAUGAUGAAUUGGAUGAAAAUGAAUUCAGAGGUAAAAGACAGUUCAAACAAAGAUGGAAUGAUUCAAAAGAAAACCGUCCAAGCUGGAAAUGGAGAGAAAGAGAUCAGAUUUCCCCCGGCAACCGCUAUUCAAACUAUAAUGACAGAAGAGAUUGGAAAUCUAAUAAAUACAGAGAUGAGUCAGAUUUUGAUACAAAUAAGGAUCGAAGAAUUAAAAACUACGAUCAAAAAUCUCAGUACAGAUCUGGAUACUCAAAACUUGAAGAAAAUAUAUACAAAAACAGAGAUGACAUAAAUCCUCGUAAAACUAGGCCAAGGCCAAUGUCAAUGGUUAAAAGACAGGAAUGGAAAGCUCCUAGCACAAAAUGGGGGAGUGGCGCACCAUUAAAGCUUCCUGUGAAGUAUAUCUUCUGUCUGCCAACCUAUAGAAAUCGGUGUUUCAAUCUGAAACAAUGCACCAGAGAACUGCUUUAUCUGCAUGAAAGACACACAUGUACUAAAACCUGUCCAGAUAUUAAAUACAGUUUCUUCAUUGGAAACAACGGAACGGUGUAUGAGUGCAGAGGGUGGGGAACUAGGCCAGGACUGCCAAAGCAGUACGAAAAAAUAAACAAAUCCAGUUUGUUCAUCGCUUUUGCAGGGAAAUACAAUGAGUACAACAUCCCAGACAAGAUGAUACAUGCAAGAGAUUACGUGGUUGAGUACGGUCUCAGGCAUGCACUGAUAGACAAGAACUAUGUCAUACGAAGUGCUGUAGAUCGCGCAAACAUGUCCAGCUCGGAACUCGACGAAGGUCAGAGGAGUGAUGAUCAUCAGCGAAGUGAUGACUAUAGUGAGGAAGGACACGGCCAAUGGGAUGAACGAAGAGAUAGAAUGAGUCAUGACAGAAGAGACAGACGAAGUGACGAGCUAAGAGAUGGACGAAGAGAUGAACGAAGAGAUGGACGAAGAGAUGAACGAAGAGAUGAGCGAAGAGAUGAGCGAAGAGAUGAGCGAAGAGAUGAGCGAAGAGAUGAGCGAAGAGAUGAGCGAAGUGAUAUCCGAAGAGAUAGACGAAAAGAUGAGAAAAGGGACGAGCAAAGUGAUGUAAAGGAUAAGCGAAAAGAUAGACGUAAAGAAGAGCAAAGAUAUAGUCAAAAGGAAAAGCACGAUGAAGAGAAGAAUGAAAAAGGAAAUGACCUCCUAAAUACUCAAGAUGAACAAUCUGAGGAUGACAUUCACGGAAAUGAGGAUCAAAAUGAUCACGAUGAUCAAAAACACGAUACUGAUAAACUAGAUGAUAGUGAACGAGAUAAUGGGGACAAAUAUGAUUGGGAAAAAGAUGAUGACUGGGAAAAAGAUGAUGAUGGUCAUCAUGAUGAUGAUGAUGAUAAUUAUCAAGAUAAUAAAGAAGGGGAAAUCAGUGAAAACUCCGCAGGGUCAAGCUGGGCCGAUGGCUUUAACAGUAUUUCAACAAUCUCCGGUAGCUCUGUGAAAUCAUUUGAAUCCUACAGUUCCUCAUGGGAUGUAAGUUCAGGAGAACUCACUGAUGGAGUAAAAAUGGAGGAGAUCAAGUAGAACACUUUCCAAGACUACAAGUAAAAAAAAUCACUAUUGUAUGCGUUAGAUAUUUUUAUUCAACUAAGACUCUUAUAGCCUUAAGCUACUGUUUUUUAUACGGUGAC
Molecule: messenger RNA, 1680 nt
Organism: Macrosteles quadrilineatus (aster leafhopper)
Lineage: Eukaryota; Metazoa; Arthropoda; Insecta; Hemiptera; Cicadellidae
Product: cylicin-1-like
Exons: 4
Coding region: 338-1573 (411 amino acids)
Biological process (GO): peptidoglycan catabolic process
Molecular function (GO): N-acetylmuramoyl-L-alanine amidase activity; zinc ion binding
Source: RefSeq, a predicted model, not a curated record